Messenger RNA from Aspergillus glaucus CBS 516.65, 898 nucleotides. Its product is annotated as alpha/beta hydrolase. The record is from RefSeq and is a predicted model, not a curated record. The coding region runs from base 17 to 898 and encodes 293 amino acids. NCBI's taxonomy places the organism in Eukaryota, Fungi, Ascomycota, Eurotiomycetes, Eurotiales, Aspergillaceae. The transcript is spliced from 3 exons.
GAUCAUUACAUUCAUCAUGGCUACCAACGUCUCCUUCCUCUCCCGCAACCUGAAACUCGCCGGUCACCUCUACCAUCCUCAGGCCAACGCACCCAACCGCAACGGUGCGGAGCAGUCCCCCGCCAACUACGCUCGUGUCCUCUCCCAAGCCGGCUUCAUCUGUCUUACAUUCGAUGCCGCUUACCAGGGUGAAUCCGAGGGCGAACCACGCGCUCUCGAGGAUCCCACCCAGCGCGUCGAGGACAUCAAAUCCGCCGUGACCUACCUAGUCAGCCAACAGGACGUCAACUCAGAUCGUAUUGGCGUUCUCGGUAUCUGCGCCUCGGGCGGAUACGCACCAUUCACCACCCAGACAGACCUCCGCAUCAAGGCAUGCGCCACCGUUGCGGCCGUCUGCGCGGGAGCCAUGGCUCGCAACGGCUUCGAAAAAAAAAAAAAAAACACCUCCACCCCAGAGAUCCUCAAGAUGCAGCUUGAAGGUGCCGCCGCGGAUCGUAACAGCGACGUCACCAGCGACAAGGUUCCCAUCGUGCAUUUACUCCCCGAGAAACCCGAAGACGCGCCUGCCAACAUGCCCAAGUCUUUCCGCGAUUUGAUGCAGUACUACCGCACCCCCAGGGCUCAUCACCCCCGGGCGACCAACACCACCAUUCCCCGUAGCUGGGACAUCAUGGCCAACUUUGACGCUUUUGCGUUUAACUCGAUGAUCAGUCCGCGACCGCUGCUGAUGAUCACGGGUACCAAGGCGGCGUCUAAGUGGCAUAGCGAAGAGGGUGUGGCUAAGGCUAAGGAGCCUAAGGAAUUCUUCGUCGUGGAUGGGAAGACGCAUGCCGAUUUGUAUGAUCAGGUUGAUGAGGCGGGAGCCAAAAUCGAGAAUUUCAAGUUUAUUGCUCCGUAA